Molecule: messenger RNA, 621 nt
Organism: Melopsittacus undulatus (budgerigar)
Lineage: Eukaryota; Metazoa; Chordata; Aves; Psittaciformes; Psittaculidae
Gene: DPM2
Product: dolichyl-phosphate mannosyltransferase subunit 2, regulatory
Exons: 4
Coding region: 36-290 (84 amino acids)
Biological process (GO): GPI anchor biosynthetic process
Cellular component (GO): endoplasmic reticulum membrane; dolichol-phosphate-mannose synthase complex
Molecular function (GO): enzyme regulator activity
Source: RefSeq, a predicted model, not a curated record
GGCGGGGCUCUCUGGGAGGGAGGCCGCCGGUCGCCAUGGCCACAGCAACAGACCAGGUGGUUGGAUUCGGCUUGGUCGCCUUCAGCGCCCUCCUCUUCGUGUACUACACCCUCUGGAUCAUCGCACUGCCCUUCAUCGACAGCGACCACAGCAUCCACCAGUACUUCUUGCCCAGGGAGUACGCGGUUCUCAUCCCCGUGGUGGCCGGGCUGCUGCUGCUGUUAUUUAUAGGUAUUUUUAUAACGGUUGUGAUGUGGAAGAACAGGAAACCUGCCAAGAAAUCGGACUGAAGGGGGGUGAGAAGGGGCCAGAGCCAAGAAAAGACUUUGCCCACAGCCCCGAGCAGACAGUGCUCAGCACCAAACCCUCCUUCCUGCAGAGACAAACCCGUUUACACUGUACUGACCAAAGGAACCAAUCCUGACAUUCAGGGCUCAUCGAGAGAGGGACCAGAGCCCUGCUGUGAGGGACCUGCUGCAAGCUGGGGCUGUGCUCUGGGCUGCAGUGGCUGGGGGCUGACAUCCACCCUCUGCUCCAGCCUCUGGGUGAUCCUUACCCGCUGCUCUUGUUGGGUCCAGUGUGUUCCUCCUGUGUCCUUAUUAAAUGUUCACCUAUGGUUUG